AUGGGUUGUGUGUUGACUUUUGUGGGGUUGUGCUUAUGGGUGUGUUUGAUGAGUCAGAGCUCAAUCCCAGUGGCUUCGCAGAGGAGUGGAGGGUCUGGAAAUGUUGAAGAAGGCAGUGUUUUUAUUAAUGGAAGAGUUGCAAUUGGAAGCACAGAUGAUGAUUUUAUAUGUGCCACCUUGGAUUGGUGGCCUCCUGAUAAAUGUGACUAUGGAACUUGCAGUUGGGGUAGAGCUUCUCUUCUCAAUCUGCCAAAUUCACUAUUUAUUCUCACAAAGUUCAAUAACUAUUGGGCCGUCGUGAUUUUUGGAUUGAAUGCACUAAGUGGAAGGACUAUAGGCCUGGAUGGUUUGGCUGCAGGAGCUUGGAACUCCAGUGAUGCAGAAUCCCUUAUUCGGUAUAGUGCAAACAAGGGCUACACCAUUCAUGGUUGGGAACUUGGAAAUGAGCUGACUGGAAAUGGAGUUGGAGCAGGAGUUCCAGCAGAUCAAUAUGCAUCUGACAUAAACACUCUCCAAAGCAUGGUGCAAAAGAUUUAUGCAGGUUUUGAAGUUAAGCCACUAGUCCUAGGGCCAGGAGGGUUCUUUGAUGCAAGUUGGUACACAGAAUUCAUAGAUAAAACACUCAAAUCUCUUCAAGUAGUCACCCAUCAUAUAUAUAACCUCGGUCCAGGGGUUGAUGAUCACCUCAUUGAUAAAAUUCUUGAUCCGUCAUAUCUUGAUGGUGGUUCCAAGCCAUUCCAAGACCUCCAAAGCAUUCUACAGACUUCUGCAACUUCAGCAACUGCUUGGGUUGGUGAAGCUGGAGGGGCUUACAACAGUGGCCAUAAUCUUGUCACUAAUGCAUUUGCUUUCAGUUUCUGGUACCUGGAUCAGCUUGGAAUGGCAUCAUCUUAUGAUACCAAGACAUAUUGUAGGCAAACCUUGAUUGGAGGAAACUAUGGCCUACUCAACACUACCACCUUUGUCCCAAAUCCUGAUUAUUACAGUGCACUUCUUUGGCACCGUUUGAUGGGAAGAAAUGUUCUAUCAACCAGCUUCUAUGGGACAAGGAAAAUACGUGCUUACGCUCACUGUUCCAAACAAUCCCCAGGAAUCACAUUGCUAUUGAUCAACCUAGAUGGUAACACAACAGUUCAAGUCCAAGUUUCAACUGAAAAUGCUGGCAACAGGACUUCAACUUUACAAGAUACAGACAAAACUCAAAGAUCAAAUUUUUCUAGGAUGCGUCGAGUUUCUAAAAUUGAUGCAAGCGUGAGAGAAGAAUAUCAUUUGACAGCCAAAGAUGGGGAUUUACACAGCCAAACACUGCUUCUAAAUGGGAAAGUACUGACCAUAAAUUCAUCUAGGAUUGUCCCUCCCUUGGAACCUAUAAGGGUAAGCUCAAUGGAUCCUGUAAUUGUUGCUCCUUUCUCUAUUGUGUUUGUUCGCUUCCCUAAUAUCAAUUACCCUGCCUGUAAGUAUAAGUAG
Messenger RNA from Vitis vinifera (wine grape), 1467 nucleotides. Its product is annotated as heparanase-like protein 3. The coding region runs from base 1 to 1467 and encodes 488 amino acids. The record is from RefSeq and is a predicted model, not a curated record. The transcript is spliced from 7 exons. Gene Ontology annotation, cellular component: plant-type cell wall; membrane. NCBI's taxonomy places the organism in Eukaryota, Viridiplantae, Streptophyta, Magnoliopsida, Vitales, Vitaceae. Gene Ontology annotation, molecular function: beta-glucuronidase activity.